This is a messenger RNA of Gavialis gangeticus (Gharial), 1012 nucleotides long. It is a transcript of the gene METAP1D, whose product is annotated as methionyl aminopeptidase type 1D, mitochondrial. Gene Ontology annotation, molecular function: metalloaminopeptidase activity. The record is from RefSeq and is a predicted model, not a curated record. Gene Ontology annotation, biological process: proteolysis. The transcript is spliced from 10 exons. NCBI's taxonomy places the organism in Eukaryota, Metazoa, Chordata, Crocodylia, Gavialidae. Bases 20 to 1012 code for a protein of 330 amino acids.
CCAGGCCCAGCUGUCCAAGAUGGCGGCGCCCAGAGCUGUACGCACGCUGCGGCGCGGGGGUUUUGCAGCUGACUGCCAUAGAGGUUUCUCUUCACUAAGCAAUCGUAUCUACUUACACAAACAGUCAGGCAGUCAACAAAGAAGAUAUUUCUUUUUCCUGGGACAAAGAAAUACUAGUUACAGUAUAGUUUGGCCAGCUACAGUGUCUCCAGCUCAGCCAAUUCCUAAGAACAUAAAGAGGCCAGACUAUGUGACGACAGGCAUUAUACCAGACUGGGGAGACUACAUAGAAAUUAAGACUGAAGAUCAGAUUCAAGGGCUUCGGCAAGUUUGUCAAUUGGCCCGUCAUAUCCUACUUCUAGCUGGAAAAAGUUUAAAGGUUGGCAUGACAACUGAAGAAAUAGAUUUCAUUGUUCAUCAUGAAAUAAUCAGACAACAAGCCUAUCCUUCACCUCUGGGCUAUGGAGGUUUUCCAAAAUCUGUUUGUACUUCUGUAAACAAUGUCCUAUGUCAUGGUAUUCCUGACAGUCGACCUCUUCAGGAUGGAGAUAUUAUCAACAUUGAUGUCACGGUGUAUUACAAUGGCUACCAUGGUGACACUUCUGAAACAUUUUUGGUGGGCAAUGUGGAUAAAUCUGGUCAAAAGUUAGUGAAGGUUGCCAGGAAAUGUAGAGAUGAAGCAAUUGCAGCUUGCAGACCAGGGGCUCCCUUCUCUGUAAUUGGAAACACAAUCAGCCGCCUGGCCCGUGACGGCGGCUUCCGCGUCUGCCCCUUCUUCGUUGGCCACGGGAUCGGCUCCUACUUCCACGGCCACCCUGAGGUCUGGCACCACGGCAACGACGGGCAGCUGGUGAUGGAAGCGGGGAUGGCCUUCACAGUAGAGCCCAUCAUCACGGAAGGCUGCCCUGAAUUUAGGAUCCUAGAGGACAAGUGGACCGCGGUGUCCCUGGACAACAAGAGGUGCCCGCGGGGCGGGGGCGGGGGCCGGGCGGCUGCGGAUCAGAGCACUUGA